AUGUCGAACUCUGCAAAAUCCUCUCCAAUCAAGGACGUCGCUACUCAUUCAACAAUGGGAGGAGAUUCUCUUGUCAUCAACGCCAUUCCACUUUCAAGUAUACCACCUUUAAGUCCUGAGAAAAAGGUGAAGAAGACCUCGAAGAAGGAAAAGACACCGCGUGUAAACUUCAACUCUUCAUCUCCCUCUGCUUCAACUAAGAAAAUGAAGAAGAAGAGCAAGAAAUCGAAAUCUGAAUCGAGGAGAAGUUUUACAAUGUCUGAACUGCAUGUUGAUCCAAUUCCAUCGAGUGGCGUUGCUACUCCUGUCAUUAAUCCUGCAGAAGAGAAUGUUGACGCAUCUGGUAAGAAUUCUCUUAAUCUAGGUCUUGAUGUUCCCAAUUCUGUUGAAACCCUAGAAACCAAUGAUGUUGUUGCUGCUGAGUCUCUUAAGAAAACAGGUCCUGAGACUCAUGUUGCGUCAAGUGUUGCAACACCUGACGCUGAGCCAAAUGUUGUGCCAGAUGUUACCACAACUUUGGCACAGGAAAACCUUGUGAACUAUUCUGAGUCUGAUGAGAGUCCCCAACCUAAGGGUGCUGAUAAAGAGACUGUUCCUGAUAAGGUUGUCAAUGAGAAUCCUGAAGUUGUAAUUGUAAAUGACACAACUGUGAGUGACAAGGCUGGAAAAGGUACUGGUAAGAAGCCCCUAUAUGGACCUCCAAAACCUGUGAGUAAGGUGAUCCCUAGAACAGAGGCUAAGAAAAGGAAAGCUCCACCAACUAGUGACUCUGAGUUUGAGCCAGAGACAGAUGUUGCUGCAUCUGACAGCACAUCUAGAAAGAGUAUAGGAAGAAAGAAAGUUCCUCAAUCUGUUCCCUAUGCUCCCUUGGAUAAUGUAUCAUUCCAUCUGGAGAAUGGGUCUACUAGAUGGAAAUUUGUAUAUCACAGGAGGUUGGCACUAGAGAGGAACCUGAAGGAAGACAUCCUCCAAUGCCAAAGUGUUGUUGAAGCUAUUGAGUUUGCAGGAUUAAUGAAAACUGUUUGUGCAAGUCCUGAAUAUAGGCAAGUUUUUGUUCAUGGGAAAUGUGUAAAAUUCUCACCAUCUGUUAUUAAUCAAUAUCUGCAAAGGAAUACUGAAGAGGUGGCUGCUCUAAAAGUCACAGACAAUGAGGUCUGCAAGGUCCUCACAGGUGGCAGGAUAAAAGUGUGGCCUAGCAAGGCUAAGUUGGCUGCAACUUCUCUCUCUCCAUUUUAUGCUGUGUUAAAUAGGAUUGCUGCACACAAUUGGGUGCCAACAACCCACUCAGGUGAUGUGGCCAGAGGAUUGGGAAAGUUCAUUUAUGCUGUGGGUACAAAGGCAAAAUUUGAUUAUGGGGCCUAUUUCUUUCAAGAAACCUUAAGCCAUGCCCUGACCUAUGCUGUAGAGAAGCCAGUAGCUUUUCCCACUCUGUUAUGCAAUAUAAUUCUUGAACAACACCCAGAUAUUCUGAGAAGCACUGAUGUUCCUUGUGUGGAAACUAGUGGCUCUGAGGAUGGCUCUGAGGAUGUGAUGGAGGACUCUAAUGAAAGUUCUUCUAUCUGA
Molecule: messenger RNA, 1563 nt
Organism: Trifolium pratense (red clover)
Lineage: Eukaryota; Viridiplantae; Streptophyta; Magnoliopsida; Fabales; Fabaceae
Exons: 5
Coding region: 1-1563 (520 amino acids)
Source: RefSeq, a predicted model, not a curated record